UGUUCCCUGAGCUGCCCUCUUCUCGGACUCCACCCACUUCGGCCAGAAACACUUCCGGGUUUGUUGGCUCCUGAUUGGUCCAGAAGCCGGAAGUGAGGGCGGGCGGUGGUGCCGUUGCCGCAGUGACAGUACCGGGGGAGUGGGAAGAUGGCGGCGUCGCGUCGCUCUCAGCAUCAUCACCACCAUCAUCAACAACAGCUCCAGCCCGCCCCAGGGGCUUCGGCUCCGCCACCGCCACCUCCCCCGCCGCUCAGCCCGGGCCUGGCCCCGGGACCCACCCCAGCCUCGCCCACGGCCGGUGGCCUGGCGCCCUUCGCCUCCCCGCGGCACGGCCUGGCGCUGCCGGAGGGGGAUGGCAGCCGGGACCCGCCCGACAGGCCUCGAUCUCCGGACCCGGUGGACGGCGCCGUCUGCGCGGUGGCAGCUGCGGCCGCGGUCCCGGCAGCUUCCGCCGCCGUCGGGGUCGCUCCCAGCCCAGCCGGCGGUGGCGGUAACAACUCCGCGUCGUCCACUUCUUCCCCGACAUCUUCUUCGUCUUCCUCCCCGUCCUCGCCAGGCUCGAGCUUAGCGGAGAGUCCCGAGGUGGCCGGGGUUGGCUCCACAGCAACUUUGGGACCCGGGGCGGCGGGCCUCGGCCCGGGGGUCCCAGCCGUGAGUGGGGCCCUGCGGGAGCUGCUGGAGGCCUGUCGAAAUGGGGACGUGUCCCGGGUGAAGAGGUUGGUGGACGCAGCGAACGUGAACGCGAAGGACAUGGCCGGACGAAAGUCUUCUCCCCUGCACUUCGCAGCAGGU
Messenger RNA from Psammomys obesus (fat sand rat), 792 nucleotides. Its product is annotated as poly [ADP-ribose] polymerase tankyrase-1-like. Gene Ontology annotation, molecular function: protein binding. Gene Ontology annotation, biological process: regulation of barbed-end actin filament capping. The record is from RefSeq and is a predicted model, not a curated record. Gene Ontology annotation, cellular component: nucleus; cytoplasm. Lineage: Eukaryota; Metazoa; Chordata; Mammalia; Rodentia; Muridae.